This is a messenger RNA of Dermacentor silvarum, 1065 nucleotides long. RefSeq lists its product as uncharacterized. NCBI's taxonomy places the organism in Eukaryota, Metazoa, Arthropoda, Arachnida, Ixodida, Ixodidae. The record is from RefSeq and is a predicted model, not a curated record. Bases 109 to 978 code for a protein of 289 amino acids. The transcript is spliced from 3 exons.
ACAAAGUCGGCGCGUUCUCGUCGUUGAAUUGGAGAUUCUGCUGGAGAUUUCCGUAGCCAUCUUGAACACGUUCGAGUGACCGUGUGGGACGACGCAAUUCCAGCCGCCAUGUCCGAACCUUCGGCGUCUUACAACAAAGCCUCUUUUUCACGGGCAGCCGUCCACACGGACGAAAGUGGCGCCGAGCCGACCGCCGAAGCCAUGGACAUUCUCGCGCCAGACCACUUCGAAAGGAAUAGGGGGUACUACCUGCAGAUUGCCAAGCAGGUGGCUGGCAGGAUCAUGGCUAUGCAGGCACCUAAGCCGGGGGGCCUCUCCUUGCAAAGCAAGGAGGGCGCAGCCGUGGGCACCUCUAACAGCCGCCACAAGCAGGCCGUCAAGGAACCGCCGCCAAAAACGCCCCGCUCGAAACAGGUCGUCAAGGUACAGCCGUCAAAAAUGGCCCGCCCGGAACGGGUCGUCAAAGGACGGUCAUCAAAAACGGCCCGCCCGAAACAGGACGUCAAGGGUACAGCCAUCAAAAACGGCCCGUCCGAAACAGGACGUCAAGGGACAGCCGCAACGUGGUCGCGGUCGCGACCGCUGUUCACCGCGCCGUCCUGUGGCGGCAGCGACUGUUUCGGUGACCGAGCAGCCGCCAGUAGAGAGCCAGAUUCAAAAGCCCUGGUUCCCCUGCCACUUGUGCUGCAAGAAGUUGUCCUCUAUGCGCUCCUUGAAGAGCCACCUGGAGGAACACAUGAAUUUCACGGGACCCUGGAGGCGCUCUCACGCCGCAAUGGCGUCCACCUCCACGGCCUCGUCCGCCGAUGCGCCCCCGACCGACGUCGCGCUGGUGGCCAGGCCGAGUGUCGUACCACCGCCUACGUUAAAAGCCAAAGAAGUAGGAUCGGAGUUCGGUCCCGCAUCUUGGAAGGCAUUUCCAUCUUUUGCACUUCGGUCACGACAAAUGGGUGUCAUAUAUUUGGAUUAGCAAUAUAAUUUUUUUAAAGUAUGCUGUCCGUUUGUUACGAAUAUGGAAUGGAAUAGUUCAAUAUCUCGUUUGUUAUUGAGAAAAUAAAAGCAAGA